CAAGUUAUCGCAUAAAAUUGUGUUUGCAUGAUCGCUGGCGUUCAGUACCUUGGCAUUCUUGUAGCAGAGUAUUAGCGAUGAGCGAGGAACAACGCAUGCAAUACGAUUACCUGCUACAUUCGGCGAAAAACAAAUUUCAAAAAUUGCAGUCGAUCGAUGACCGGGAUUGGCAUAGUAUCCCGAUAGAAUCUAUCUCUGACAAGCAUGCUGUUCAAUUAUACCAAUGUACAACGUCCGCUUUUAGCGACAUUGUCUUCAAGGUUGUUUGCAAUCUCUCCACCGAAAAGUUAUGCAUGACGCCAAAUGCCUGGAAAAGUAUCUUGUGGACAGUUGACAUGCGGAAUUUAUGGAAUCCCAUGGUUGAACGUUGUGUUAUGGUGCACCAAUCGGAUCAGAAAAUCUCUCGUUUCCAAGUUCACUUGAAAGAAGACUGGCCAUUGAGUUCCAAAGAGCUAUCUUGUUUGGAAAGCAUUAUGCAAAGUAAAAGCAGCCUGAAAUUUUACAGUAUCAUGUCAUCCGCUCUACCAUUGACGAACGAGGAUGAUUUGCACAAGAAGCAUGAUGAAAUAUUGAUGGGCUAUGAUAUACGAUUUGCAUCUCUCGACGAUACUACAUAUGGAGAUCAGUUGAUCUUGUAUUAUCAAUUACCUUCCCGAUAUUUAUCGAGCGACGAUCUGAAAUGGUGGUCUUCUUAUGUGUUAUCUCUAGUAAGAGGCCCUUUGGGAGCUCUUCACCAGCACGGGGCUCCACCGACAGUGAGCGCGCAUGAUCCAAGUAUUGUCAUCCAGGAGCAACGUUACGUUCGUGAGACCUGUCAGUGGAACCUCGAUUACUCUACUCAAUCCAAUAUUGACAACGGGACAUUACGCUCGCUCAGUAACAGCAUCAACAUUCGUCGGGUCGAUAUGGAUGGUUCUCAGGCAAAUGCCCGGUCACCGCAGAGUCGGUCCUGGGACUAUGGAGGGACAAGUGCACCGGCGAUGUUAUCUGCGUUUCACAGGAACAGCUUUAUGGCAUCUUCCGUAAUGCAUCCUUACCGGGCAUCCAAUAUGAACAACCACGUGGCUGAAACUUCAGCCUCUUUAUUUAUCAAUGGAAAGUCAAGUUCGUGGGCACCGCCUAAUUUAUUCCGUUCCCAUUCCUUUGGCGAGCGUUUAUUGGAAGAAAAAGAUAAAGACGAUACCGGAACUUGGCUCCUCAUCGAAAUAGAUACAGAAGUAUGGUGCAAAAGCUUGAUUUUGGAUCUGGAUGUGCAAAUCGAUCUCGAAAACAGCCGUGUCACACCUGAUCAUUUGGCCGAUCGGUUUGCCCAAUCAUGCAUUCGAUAUUAUCACACGGCAUGUCAGAUGAAACGAGUUUUCCUGGCCAUUCGGCAUCCCUUCCACCUUGCUCAAUACCUUCGAGACGAAUUGGCCGCGAUCGAUGAUGAUUUACAGGAAGUCGAUGAUGAUGAACCCGUUACUGUGCAUUUGAAACUGCAAACCAGAACCGAUCAAACGUCAGCCGAAUUCAAAUUGUUCUUCCGUGGCGUCGAGCAUAAAUUGGAAUUAUCGCCGUUAAAAGAACCCUUCUAUGAAGAUGACGACAAUAUCGACGCUAUUGACGAGACUACGGUAUCCGAUAAAGAUGAUGCAAGUGAUGUGUUUGUAGACGGUAUGGAAGAUUUGGGACCCGCAUCGCAUGUGGACGAUGCAAUGACUUCCUCUUCAACUGCGACAUCAAAGCCGGCAUCCAUAGGGGAUGCUGAACUGCCAUCUACGGAGUCACCCUUGAUGGAAAUGGAUCUAUCUGACUCCAUGAUUGUUCCUGAAACGGAGCCUGACCCCAUAUUGAAAGCCUACAAUUAUUUCUCGCUACUCAACCACGCAGACGACCUUAUUACCCUGCAAACCCCCGACUCCGGCAAUGGUUACGUUUCUACAAAGAAACGGACGGUCGAGGAUCAUUUGACGGAUGUGAUUAUAUGUGAAGCUGUAUGGGAAGAGUGCAACAUAUGGGACGCAAAGGCCGUUAUUGAAUGUGAAGGGGCACGAAGAAUAUGGGAUAGUAGCUUUGAAAGCAGUAUACCUCUGAAACCGGUUUCAGUCACUUGUUCUCUAUGGCACACCAAAUCGAAAGGGUCUUGGCUGGCCAGUGCCCGUGACUAUAUUCUAUUUCUUGCAUCUUACACAUCGACAGACUGCAUCGAUCUUUGUGCCACUUCUUGUCCAAAGGACGCAUAUCAUCAUCGAGCUGUGCCACAGGAAACCUCCGGUUUGGUGCGUGCCCAUUUGGAUCUCUCGGCUUGGCGGUUCAAAACCCAAUCAUCACGAACAAUCACCGUGAAACAUGUUCUGCAAUCCGAUCCUCGAGGAUGGAUUCCGUCUUAUCUGCUGAAUAAAUGGUGGAGUCAUGUGCCUGAGAGUGUCCAUGCAGCGAAACAAUUUCUCAAGCGAUUCGGGGCCCCACCCAAUUUGCUGCGGCUUGACAAUGGUAAACUGGUCAAUCUUGUUUACGAUCAUCCCCGUCGCCAUUGGCGAUGUGAAUAUGUGCGGUCAUCCGAAAUUCCAUCGUCCGAAACCAAUAUCACCAUGAGUACGAUUUCUGAAAUUCGUCUUGCUGUCGAUCGUUGGGCUCCGAAUGGGAAUUAUACCAUCACUAUCGAUCCUCCACCUUCGCGCGUUUUUACGGCCAAAAGAGUCGAGGAUAGCUUUGGCAUUUUGCUGAAAAUCGAGCAUGAAGAAGAAUUCAUCAUACCGCAACGGGGAAGAAUCUUGGUGAUGAUCAAACGGUCUCAUGUCCAAACCAAACCAGGCAUAGUGGUCAAUGGUGCGGUUACUCAUAUGCAAGCUCCACCUGCGGCCUCCUCAGCGGCUCAGACAUUGAAAAACGCAGUAAUCUCAGCACUCCCUGUGGCGGCAGUCGAUGAAGUUGCUUUAAUUCAAAAGAGCGAAGUCAAAGGCAAAUCUCCCCCAAUACCCCCUGAUACAUUGACUAUAUCUGCGACGGAGAGAGCUCAGCAGGCACUCUUAUAUUUGAAGAAACUGAAUGAACCCUUUGGAUGGAUUACUGUAUCUAACAAGAAUGGUAUCGCAACAAGCAAACGCCCAGGGACGAAAGCUGCGACCAAAGGGAAAACGACAGAUGGUAACCCGCUCGAUAACAUGGAGGUCAUGGUUCCAGACCCAUUCGUGAUCUACAAAUCAUCCAAAGUAAUCGAGUGUUUCUCGACGGAAGAAAUCGCUUCCGUGAUUACCGAUGCUGGCAAACUACGAAUCAAAGUAGACGAAGCGCUGGAAGAACUGGAAGUUUUGAAUUGUUCUGACCGUCAUUGUCACUUACUUCGGCAAACUGUGAAAACCGUAUUUCCGUUCAAAUCUAGAGAUGCUUUUGUAGUGAGUUGCCAGGCUCAUGAACAAAACACUUCGAUACCCAAUAUUAGCGAGAAGCGAUUUUAUUGUGCAGAAACUUCUCUGUCGUAUGUCCCAACUGUGAAGGAUUCCAAGCGGCAAAGGGCGCAUGUUUUUAUUUCAGGCUGGAUUCUUGAAAUGAUCGACCCUUACACGACCACCGACAAUCAUCCCAUUCCAUCUACCCGCGUCACCUAUAUUAUUGCCUCAGAUUUGGGCCCCUCGAUUCCUUCGUAUGUCAGCAAUAUGGUCAAUUCUAAUUACGUGAUUAAAAGGGUCCAAGCACUUGAAUCCUACCUGAAAACCUACGGUCCGGCGCCAUGUAUCACCCAGCCAGUUGGCGCAAUUCAAAUGAUCAACGGCCAAUCUCUGCUUGCUUCGGAACAGGAUUAUGAAGAUUUGCCUAUUCUUUGUCAACACAUCAGUACCACCUAUGACCCUUCUUGUCAGUUACUGAAAGUCUCUGAGAAUUUUCAGGUCCGGACAAAUAUGCAGCCAUCCUCACUCGGUGUACAUCAUUCUGUGGAUGAACUUACUCUGACUUCAUCGCACGGAUCCGCCCACAGCACAAAGGUCGACAUGCGGACUCACGAGGAACCAACCAGCAAACUACGCGCUGGUACUGCUCCAAGGCUUCAGCGUAAAACGUCCAAUGAGAGUGCGACAAGUGGAAAUGACGUACGUUCGACAUCCGAUGUCACACCUGUGUUGACAAAUUGUGUGCUGGAUAUGCAGCAAUAUCGACGAGGUUACGAGGUUCAAGUUGCAUUAUAUUGUCGGUCAAGAAACGCGAUUGAAAGUGAAGACAUCAGCCAUGCAUUAUCAGUUUACGUGGCGGAACUAGCGCCGGACCCAUCUCACUCUAUUGCCAAUACGGAUCGAAAACCGUCAGAGAAGCACACCAUACAGAUCAAUGUGAAUCCUCGACGUCUAAAGAUUCGACACAAGUUGAAAGAGGAUUCGCCGGUAUCCUAUGAGCUCGUGCUAAAGAUAACACCAGUGGAUGAAGAACGUUACAAACUCCAUGGAAUGAAACUCACUGUAUCUGGCAUAUUGAACGAAGCGAAUGAUCAGUGGGAUGGUGUUGUUUUCGUCAAUGGCCGAGAAAUUACCCUUGGCACGGAUAUGGCUGUGGGAACCGAAGCCUCUUCCACACAAUCUUCACCAUUAGAGGACGAGUUUGCAGAGGAUGAAAAAUCAUUGACAAAUGAAAACCACGAAAAAGACGGCUUUACAUCGCAAAUCAACGAUGUGUCGUUGCAAAAUCAAGAAGCCUCAAACACGACCCAAUAUACCGGGAGUACGAUGAUGUCGGCUGCAUUAACCGUCUCCGCCAAUGUAUAUAAUGGCUUGGAUACGUAUACCCUUGGAUUUAUUCGAUCGCAUUUGUACGGUAAAUCUUUAGAAUCAUCAUCACCAUCGGUCCCCGCACAACGCCCGGUUGAGAAUCCAUCAGCCAAUAUUGGAGCCACGGCCAUUCAGGAAAGCGAUGAGGAAUAUCGUUUGGCGAUUUCGAGUCCCACCGCAUCGACGCCUUUUUACGAAACGAGUACCAUGAAAAGGACGAUGAUGAUGAUUAUCAUCUGCUUAUGUAUGGCCAUAGUGAUGGGUUUAUUGCUACUACAGCCGAUGGUUCAAAAUCUCAUAAGUUCCAUGCCUGAUGAUUCAGUAUUCCCCAUGGCUGAUACAGCAGUACGGCCACAUUAUUGGUUCCGAUUGCCCUUGUUCAGGGAAUGGGAAAUUCACCUCAUUGCUGUUCGACGUACAUAGCGAUAACGAUUUAUUUUUACAUAUGUAUAUAUAAAAGGGUUGAGAUGCUUUCUGUCUUUCACAAGCUGCAUCUGUAAAUAUAUUUAAAUAUUUUG
Molecule: messenger RNA, 5254 nt
Organism: Radiomyces spectabilis
Lineage: Eukaryota; Fungi; Mucoromycota; Mucoromycetes; Mucorales; Radiomycetaceae
Exons: 8
Coding region: 78-5159 (1693 amino acids)
Molecular function (GO): lipid binding
Source: RefSeq, a predicted model, not a curated record